Messenger RNA from Cuscuta campestris, 1138 nucleotides. NCBI's taxonomy places the organism in Eukaryota, Viridiplantae, Streptophyta, Magnoliopsida, Solanales, Convolvulaceae. The record is from the annotation of a GenBank genome assembly.
CUCACAUAAUCCAUUCAAUCCUUACCCAAUCCAUUCAUUGCACCGCUACUUCGCUCCUCUUCAUCUCCACGUCGCUCCUCUGAGUCCUCUCUAUACAUCUCUACGCCUCAAGGCCAAUCCUCCUCGUUCAUCCCCCAUCUCAUAUAAUCCAAUCGACCUAAUACUUCGUCUUCGUUAAUCCUGGAUCUUCACACCACCAUCAACCUGCAGAUGUUUUUAUGAAGCCAGAGAUAUGCUGCGGUCAGAGAAAGAGAAUUAGAUAAUGGCUUCUCAACUAUCGUUUCCUGUGCCCUCAGUUCACAGGAGAUUCUACUCUCACUCUACUCAUUAUUCAUCUUUGAGGAAUUCCAACCAGAGAUCAGUGAAAUGCAGCGUGGAUAAGGAGUUUUCAGCCCAACACAUCAGCGAAAAGGAGUUUCAAAAGUUAAUUUCACGGCGUGUGUGCGUGACGUGCAUCUGUUCAACAAUAGCCUUGAUGAGUGGAGAUGCCAACCCUUUAUUUCAGCCAAGAGCAAUUGCUGCAGGUGAUAAAGCACAAGCAGUGUGCCCGAACUGUGGGGGUGGCGGUGCAAUCAUUUGUGAUAUGUGCGGUGGGACGGGGAAAUGGAAAGCUUUGAACAGAAAGAGAGCCCAAGAUUUGUAUGAAUUCACUGAAUGUCCAAAUUGUUAUGGACGUGGGAAACUUGUCUGCCCCGUGUGUUUAGGAACUGGUCUGCCAAACAACAAAGGUCUUCUUAGGCGGCGGGAUGCACAGGAUUUGCUCGACAAGAUGUAUAACGGUCGCCUUUUACCCAAGUCUUAGUUGCAUUUUCGUGACAAGAUGGGACAAUUCAAGGUGAUCAACUUUGCCAUGUUUCGUGUUUUUUGGGGGAAUAAAAUGCCCCCAUAUUACAUCCACAGCACAUUUGUGCUAGGAUCUGGCGAUCAGGCAAAACAUGUAGUUGUUCUCUUUCUCUGCUACUCUAUCUGCGAGGGCCUAGGGCCACUUCUGUAAAUAAUUACACUAAAUGAUUUCUUUAAACUAAAUGCAUUUCAAAAUAGGCAAAUUAUAUUGGCCCAUUAAGGACCUACAUAUGGGCAAAAUACAUAUUACUACAUAAAUAAGCAUUUAUUUUUUUAAUAAAAAAGAUUUAUUGUG